CUUCCUCAUCUGACAUUCGCCAAAUGUCAAAUUUAAGCAAAAUUGGCAAAACUUGUAAACAAUAGAUGGUAAAGAAAAAACGCUGAUUGGAAAUUUAAUUUAAUUUUGGUUCGGAUUUGAUUGUCCUGUCCAGGGGCAAUCAAUAUGUGCAGAUUGCUGUGGACACUAACCUACUUCCUGCUGACCAGUUCAUCGAUUGUGUUCACCGCGUGCGUCAAUAAUGUCACUGGCACAAGUUCACCUGGUUCAGGAUCGGCUAGUAGUAGCAGCAGCAGCACAUCCCUGACCAGUGGUGGACAUAUUCAUCGGACAGCAGCUGCCAUUGAGAGGGUGAAUAAAUUGUGGUGCUAUGCCUGUGAUACCAUGGACGAUGGUCAGGCCUGUGUGGAUGUAGUUUCCCGCAAUGAUACAUCUCUGAUGAAGAAAUGCCUGGGCGAGGAAUUCAUCUGCAUGGUGAAGCGUUUCUCGUACACCACCAGCACCGAGAACUCGACUAGUUCGCCCAAGAUGUGGUCCCUGGAUCGUCGCUGUACGGCCAACUGUGAGCCCGGAUGCAUUAUAAUUGGUGAACGCACCAAAUUAUAUGCUUGCACCUCGUGCUGUGAGGAAUCCCUCUGCAAUACGGGUCGCGGGGCUGCCUCAGGGAUCUUUCAUCGCGAGGACACGGGCAUUGGUACGCGCAUCUUUUGGCUGGCUGCUCCAUUUCUGGUCAAUAUAUCGCUAAUGUUGUACAAGAAACAUGCCUGUCAUGUGCUCAUCAUUAAACUGGAGUAAGCACAAUGAAAGUAUAGUCAAAUAACUAGCCAAAAUGUAAAGAAUUCCUUUACUUAAUUACCUUUAUUUAAUUAUAAAUGCAAUUUUUCUCCCAAGUUGCCCAAAGACUAAGCAAUUUAACUAGCUCAAAUUGUAAGCGAUAUUCGCAUAUUUCUAAUUUUAGUUCACUUUGAAAUAACUUGGAAUUGUAUUAUCCUUAAGGGGAUAAGAGUUCAGUAAGUGAGUGUAAAACUAAGCAUGCUCUUUUGCAAUUGUCCUUUUUUGUUCACUUGUUCUUUUUUAAUCACUUAAAAUCAUCUAACUAUCAAAAUAAAAUUCAGAAUGCUUAUGUUGAACAAGUGAGCAACUGAACAACUGAGCAAUUGAGUGAUUAACUGAACAAAAUGAGUAAAUUUACUCACUUCUAUAAAAAGAACAAGUGAACUUAUUCAGCAAAAAGAGUAAUUUCAAAUCCAUGUAAUUAUCAAAAUAAAAUUCAGAAUGCUUAUGCUGAUCAAGUGAGCAACUGAACAAUUGAGCAACUGAACAAAUGAGCAACUGAACAACUGAGCAAUUGAGUGAUUAUAUGAACAAAAUGAGUACGUUGACUCACUUCGAUGAAAAUAACAAGUGAAAUUAUUCAGCAAAAGGAGCAAUUUCAAAUCCAUGUAAUUAUCAAAAGAAAUUCAGAAUGCCUCUGCUGAACAAGUGAGCAACUGAACAAAUGAGCAACUAAAAAACUGACCAAUUGAGUGCUUCCCUGAACAAAAUGAUUAAAUUGACUCUUUUAGAUGAAAAGAACAAGUGAACUUAUUCAGCAAAAUGAGCAAUUUAUACCCAAAGCUAGUCUGAAUAUCUUUUAAACUUUCUUAUAUGUCCUUCAAGCCACACCAAAUAUCUAAGCUAAAAACAAAAUAGAUUCAAAUUAAAGAAAUUGUUGGUAAAUCAUCUUUAAACAUUAAACAAAUGCUCACUCAUAGCCUUAAGUAAAGAUCGUAUCUCUUUAAAUUGACUAACUAGAAUUUGUAAUUAAUGAAAACAAUAGAGAAUUUAUGUAUUUAAUUAAAAUUGUUUGCCCUGAAACGAAUUUGCAAACAUUGAAAGGAAA
This is a messenger RNA of Drosophila willistoni, 1861 nucleotides long. RefSeq lists its product as uncharacterized. The record is from RefSeq and is a predicted model, not a curated record. The coding region runs from base 145 to 774 and encodes 209 amino acids. The transcript has 2 exons. Lineage: Eukaryota; Metazoa; Arthropoda; Insecta; Diptera; Drosophilidae.